CACUCUUUCUCCCCUCUUUUCUGCAUUCCGGGCCUUUUCCUCUUCUCUCCCCAGUAUGGCCCGAAACUACAGAAGGGGAGCCCCUCCUGGCCCGGCCUUUGUAGUCCUGGGCUUGAGUGAUUCCGCAUGAGCUUCUGGAAAAUUUCUUCCACAAUUUUUGGUAAUUCUCAGCAGGAGAGUUGUUCCAGGGCUCUAAUCCAUCACACUUCAAGAAACAGAAGAUAUGGGUCUUAUUCUGUUUUUCAGGCUGGAGUCCUGGAGUGCAGUGGCACAAUUUCCACUCACUGCAGCCUCAACCUCCUGGGCUCAAAUGAUCCUCCUGUCUUGUCCUUCCAAAGUACUGGGAUUACAGUAGUUUCAUUUCAGUCUCAUAAUGAAGACCUGGAAAAAGAUAAAACAUCACAAAACUGCCUAGGAAGAGGAAUGGAACAAGUAGCAAAGAAGUUAGGAGGGGCCCAUGAAGAGAUUCAAAGGCUCACUGACCAACUACAAGUGAAGGAGAAAGAACAGUGUAAAUUAGAUUCUGCACUUAAGAAGUCUCAACUAGAAAUUGAAAAAUUGAAGGAGAAUUUGGUAAAGCAUAAAGAAAAUGAUGCAGCUGACCUACAGAAAGCAAAGGAACAUAAUCAGAGACUGGAUGAGGAAAUUCUAGCUUUAAGAAAUAGGGUUCGAUCACUUGACUCAGAAAAAAAACUGCUUGGUGAAAUGGUUGAGAAACUUAAAGGAGUGGUGUGUGAAUCUCAAGAGAAUAAGCAACUUGGAAACCACUCCCCUGGAAAAACUACGGGUGCUGAACGGAGAGAACAGAUCUGGAAAAUGAACCAAGAAAAAAAUGAAAUAUUUGAAAGUAAGUGGUAAAGAGAGAGAGAGAAGCAGUUGGCAUUUGGUCUUGACACUGCAGAGAAGGCCUUGAAAGUUGAAAGCGAGGAAUUGCAAAAAUCAAAGUCAGAGCUCAUAUGCCUUUAUAAUGAAGUUCACAAUCUUCCAGGGACAUCAGAAAGCAGAUACCAUUUUUUAAUAGCAUGGGACCUAUUGCAAAAAGAGAAUUCUGAAUUAGAAACAAAGGUCUUGAAGCUUUCAUAAGAAUUUGCACAAUUAAAUCAUUUUAUUCUAGGGGAAAAAACUACAACUGCUAAUUUAAUUAAAAGUGAAAAUAUCUGUAAAGAUCCUGAGCCUAACGAGCCAAUUUUGGAAGCAGAAAUUCAAACCCCAAAGGAAGAGAGAGAGGAACUCUGUCCCAAAUUAGGAGAAAGAAAGCAGAAGGAAAUUCGAGAGUCAGUAAAGGAGGGCACUUUUCCAAAAGAGGGCCAGAAGGAGGAGGGCUCACAACAGAAUGGAGAUAUGAAAGAUGAAGAAAAAGAACAGCAGUUGCCCAUGAAGCCUGAGGAGGCUGUGAGGCUUAGAGAAGAGCUGAGCCGCAUAAAUCAGAGCCUCCUUCAGUCUCAGAGCUCUGGGGAUAGUUCAGAUGACAGUGAUGCCCAGCAUCCAUCAUCUGGAGAAAAACUAAAAUACAACCAGCAAGAGGAAGUACAGCAACUUCGCCAGAAUUUGCACCGGCUCCAGGUUCUAUGCAACUCAGCUGAAAAUGAGCUUCGAUAUGAACGAGGGAAGAACUUGGACUUAAAGCAACAUAAUAGCUUACUUCAGGAAGAAAACAUCAAGAUAAAGAUUGAACUAAAGCAUGCCCAACAGAAGUUAUUAGACAGUACAAAGAUGUGCUCUUCACUCAUGGCAGAGUGCAAGCAUUGUCAGCAGAAAAUCAAGGAACUGGAGUUGGAAGUACUGAAACAGACUCAGAGCAUUAAAUCACAGAACAACCUACAGGAAAAGCUGGCUCAGGAGAAAUCUAAAGUUGCUGAUGCAGAGGAAAAGAUUUUGGACCUGCAGCAGAAAUUAGAACAUGCUCAUAAAGUCUGUCUCACAGACACUUGUAUUUCAGAGAAGCAGCAGCUAGAGGAAAAGAUAAAAGAAGCAACAGAAAAUGAAGCUAAAGUAAAGCAACAAUAUCAAGAAGAACAACAGAAGGGGAAACUCCUAUAUCAGAAUGUAGAUGAGUUACACAGGCAAGUGAGAACCUUAAAAGAUAAAGAAAAUCUCCUGGAAAUGACCUGUUCUCAGCAACAAGCCAGAAUUCAGCAACAAGAGGCCCUACUUUCACAACUGGAAAAUGAGAAAAGAAAAUAUGCUGAGCAUGUCAACAGCAACCAGGAAUUAUCAGAGAGGCUGUCUAAGCUACAGCAAGAGAAAGAAGCUCUACAUGAAGAAUAUGUGCGAUUAUUGAAGCUGCUUAAUGUCCAUGUGAGAAACUAUAAUGAGAAACAUCACCAACACAAAAUCAAGCUUCAAGAAGUCAAGUAUCGUUUAACUAAUGAAGUAGAACGACGAGAUAAGAGAAUUAACCAAUUUGAAGAUGAAAUUGGAAUCCUGCAACAUAAAAUAGAAACGGAGAAGGCAAUACAGGACCAGAUCACUGCCCAAAAUGAUACCCUGAUUUUAGAAAAAAGGAAACUUCUGGAGCAAGUCAUAGAGCAAGAACAUUUGAUCCACAGCAACAAAUGUACAAUAUCUUCAAUCCAAAGCAGGGUACUUCACAUGGAUAAAGAAAAUAAGCAAUUACAUGAAAAUAGUAUUCAUCUCACACAGCAGAUUCGCUUCUUAGAGCGAAUUAUAAGGAGCAUUCAUAUUCGCAGAGGAGAGAAUCUUAAGGCGUUUCCUGUUCCAAAAUGGUGGCAUAGAGGCAAGCUGGCUUCUCUCCUCCCAACAAAAAGAGAGAAAGAAAUAUACAGCACUGAGGUCGUCACCAGCAAUAAUGCAGAGCUCCAGCAUGAGGAUGAGUCCAUUCCUGAGGUCAUAGAGAAGUGGAAACACUCUGAGCAUAUGGAAACAACAAUUAGUGACAUCUUUGAAUCUGAAGUAAUGAAUGAAGUAUUGCCUUUAUCAAACUCCAGUUUUUCAGGAAAAGGUUUGGUAGAGUCAUUUGUAAGUCUUCAAGAGACUGAAGAGAUUAAGUCAAAAGAAGCAAUGGCAAGUUCAAAGUCCCCUGAGAAUCUUUUGUGUUCACAGAAUUCUGAGGCUGGAUACAUAAAGUCUCUGAAAGAGACACAUGGUAUACAAGAACAAGACCAAAGUCAGAGCUAUAAAAUCACUGCUGCCUAAAACUAUACCGAACAAAAUUGCUAACUUAAAGCCUGGACACAAAAGUGCACCAUGACAUUGAGAAGAGUUACCACAGAUCCCAAAUGGAUGUCAACCAAGUGUCUUCAAAAUUGCUGAUAAAUUCAUUAAAGCCAUUCUAAAAAUGGA
This is a messenger RNA of Callithrix jacchus (white-tufted-ear marmoset), 3303 nucleotides long. Lineage: Eukaryota; Metazoa; Chordata; Mammalia; Primates; Cebidae. The record is from RefSeq and is a predicted model, not a curated record.